AUGGUGCUCCUCGGUAUUAUGUCUCGUCUAAGGUGGAUUCGACAAGUCCCAUCACUGGUUUCUCCAAAGACUUUGUCUGUCAUCGGAACAAGGCCCAUGAGUAGUUUGAAAUACACAAAAACACACGAGUGGAUUCGCCCAGAGGACGGUACAUACACUAUUGGCUUGUCAAAGUUCGCCACUGAUUCUAUCGGAGAUGUGGUUUACGUUGAUCUCCCUGAUCCCGGAACUAAACUGAAGAGGGGCGAAAGUUUCGGUAAUGCCGAAUCCAGCAAAGCCACCUCCGAACUUUUUGCACCGAUCAGUGGCACUGUCGAAGAAAUUAACGAAGCUGUCAGAGACAAACCUUCCCUCUUAAACAAGUCACCUGAAAACGAUGGUUGGCUUCUGAAGAUGAAACCGGAUUCUUCAACCACAUCAGACGAUCUGAUGACGGGGGAGGAGUACCGGGAAUUCCUCCGCCGCGAUGAGCGCUAG
Molecule: messenger RNA, 477 nt
Organism: Hydatigera taeniaeformis
Lineage: Eukaryota; Metazoa; Platyhelminthes; Cestoda; Cyclophyllidea; Taeniidae
Source: the annotation of a GenBank genome assembly